GGUUGAGAGCUGAGUGAGUGUGUGGGAGUGCUGCACCAGAGAGCGAGAGAACGAGAGGGACGUUGGCGGGAUUCGAAACAGAAGGAGAAAGCCGAAGAGAAAGACUGGAACAAGUGUGCACACGGACCUAGUCGGAAGCACGAGGAUCGCGCGCGUGUGUGUGUGUGUGUGAGUGUGUGCAGUGCAGUGCACGUGUGUGUGUGUGUGUGUUUUGAGAUACAGUAAUGUUGGAGCACUCGUCUGAACGCGGCUUUGUGCCUAGUGUGUGUGUGGAUGGCAUGCGCUACUCCUCUACCACUAACAACCCUGUCACCAUGAGGACCAGCGAAGAGCUGCUGCUGAGUAACGGCACAGCUGGGAAGAUGAAUGGAGCUCUGGAGCAUUCGGAUCAGCCCGACCCGGAUGCAAUUAAGAUGUUCGUGGGUCAGAUCCCUCGCUCCUGGUCUGAGAAGGAGCUGAAGGAGCUGUUCGAACCGUACGGGGCAGUCUAUCAGAUUAACAUCCUGAGGGACCGCAGUCAAAACCCACCACAGAGCAAAGGAUGCUGUUUUGUCACAUUCUACACAAGGAAAGCCGCGCUCGAGGCCCAGAACGCCCUGCACAACAUCAAAACCUUAACCGGGAUGCACCAUCCCAUUCAGAUGAAGCCUGCAGACAGUGAGAAGUCAAACGCGGUGGAGGACAGGAAGUUGUUUAUCGGCAUGGUGUCAAAGAAGUGUAACGAGAACGAUAUCCGGGUCAUGUUCUCCUCCUUCGGUCAGAUCGAGGAGUGUCGCAUCCUGAGAGGGCCAGACGGACUUAGCCGAGGAUGUGCGUUUGUCACGUUUUCUACCAGGGCUAUGGCACAGAAUGCAAUCAAAGCCAUGCAUCAGUCUCAGACCAUGGAGGGAUGCUCCUCCCCCAUGGUGGUGAAGUUCGCCGACACUCAGAAGGAUAAGGAGCAGCGGCGGCUGCAGCAGCAGCUAGCUCAGCAGAUGCAGCAGCUGAACAGCGCCUCCGCCUGGGGCAGUCUGACCGGCCUGACCGGCCUCACCCCGCAGUACCUGGCAGUAAGAGGCCACACCCACUCGGCCACGCCCAUCAGCACCACAUUGCUACAGCAGGCAACCUCGUCCAGUAAUCUAGGAGCGUUCAGUGGGAUCCAGCAGAUGGCAGGUAUGAACGCUCUGCAGUUACAGAAUCUGGCCACUCUAGCAGCGGCCGCCGCGGCAGCUCAGAGCUCGGCCAGCCCGUCCACCGCUAGUGCCCUGACCUCCAGCACAGGCUCCCUGGGAGCCCUGGCCAGCCCAGCAGGCUCCACGGCUAACUCGAGUGCUGGAGCGAUGGGUUCUCUCGGCUCUUUGGGAACCCUGCAAGGCCUCGCUGGGGCCACUGUGGGCCUCAACAACAUUAAUGCACUAGCAGGUAGCGUCAACAUUGCUCACAUGCUCUCAGGUGUGGCUGCCCUGAAUGGCGGCGGCUCGGCCGGCCCCAUGGAUGCCCUCACUCAGGCUUACUCAGGAAUCCAGCAGUAUGCCGCCGCCGCCCUGCCCACACUCUACAGCCAGAGCUUACUGCAGCAGCAGAGCGCCGCUGGGAGCCAGAAAGAGGGACCAGAAGGGGCAAACCUUUUCAUCUAUCACCUGCCGCAGGAGUUUGGGGACCAGGACAUUCUGCAGAUGUUCAUGCCUUUCGGAAACGUAGUGUCGGCCAAAGUGUUCAUCGACAAACAGACCAAUCUGAGCAAGUGCUUCGGUUUCGUCAGUUACGACAAUCCCGUGUCGGCACAAGCGGCCAUUCAGGCGAUGAACGGCUUUCAGAUCGGAAUGAAGCGCCUGAAGGUUCAGCUGAAGCGAUCUAAGAACGACAGCAAGCCCUACUGAUCUAAUUGCUAGGGCCACUCCUCUCUGUCCCUACACUGCUAGGAAACUCAUCUCCAUGACUCUUUGCUCAUCGUUUGCCUAGCAUGUCUACGUGGCGUUCAAAAAAAAAAAAAAAAGUCUCAUCGUCUCGUCAUUGUCUCCGAUGUCUUUCUGAGUUCUCCUGAUCAUAAUCUGGUCUCCUCCUACUGAUCUCUCCUCGACUUUGAUCUUAGCUUGGUCUUUGUUGGGUAAUUUUUCUUAUUUCUUUUUUGUUUGCAUGUGACCUCAUUUGGAGCUGGGUUUGUUUUUUCCCCCUGUUUUUGACUUUUUUUUUAUUUGUUUGUGUUCUUUCUCUUUUUAGUAUGAGUUCGGAAGGGAUGGGGGGGGUAUUGGCUGAAAAGAAGGAAGGAAGGAAGGAAAAAAAUGUGAAAAAGCUAGAGCGAUAAAGGCGCGUAUCGCACUCGCAGAAUAGGUAGAGUCUAUUUAAUAGCCGAACCCGACGCGUCGUCAUUUUUACAAAGCGCUGUUUUUGACAUUUUUCGCGAAACUUACUGAAUAAAAAAAACAACAACAAUUAAGACAAACCUGUGGCAAAAAAAAUUUAAAAGGAAUUUGCUAAUCAUUUGCUAGUUUUUGUAUGAUUUGCUUUACAUUUCAUUAUUAUAAUUAUUUUAAUUAUUCUAUUUUUCUUUUUCUUUUCAUUCAUUUAAAGUAAACUUGAAAGUACAAUACAGGGAUUGGCUUCGGGACUUCCUGUCAGCGCGAUUACAGGUAGACCGAGCUGGUUUCUACGAGAACUAGACUACUUCCAAGCAGUUUUAAUACGAAAAAUCUAUAUAAAUAUAAAUAUAUAUAUAUAAAUAAAUAAAAACUGUCUAAUUGAACAUAAAGAGUCUCUCAGAGCGAGCUUGUGGUUUUUACAUUUUUCAGGCAGUGUAAAGUUUUUUGAUAAGGCCAUUUGAAGUGGCUCGGUUUCUCAUUAAAGUCUAUAUAAAACCACUUUUUUCUAGAGUAGUAAAGGUAUUAAAAAACAAAAAAGACAAAAAAAAAAAACCACCAACGAAAUAAAAAAAAGAGUGCCCUGUUUGGGGGAAAUGCUACCUACAUGUCACACCUUUUUGCUGAACUGAUCUACCGUUAGACAAUCCGUGGUAUAAAUGCACAUGAAAUUACCUAUAUUUUAUACUGUUUAAAUGUAUAGAGGAAAAAAAAUAAAAACAAACAAAAAAAAAAACCCCAACAGUCUGUGUGACCCGCGUUCCCGUCGGUGCUUUUUGUGGAUUGAGUCGUGGUUUCAUCACAAGUCUAAUAGUCUUAUUCGUCUUGUGUUUUUAAAGAGAAGACUAAAAAUCGGUUUACUUGAACAUAGACAAAAACCUAUCAUAGUACUAUUGCUACUAGAGUAUACCUGUUGUUUUUUGUUUGUUUUUUUCUUUGUUUGUUUUUUUUUUUUUAUUCUCUUUUUAUUAUUAGGAGUCCCUAUUUGAAAUUUCUUGUCGGGUAAUUAGCUAUAUAAACCUUUUACAAAUGUCAGCUUGUGAAGCAUCAAUGUCAUUCUUCUUAUUUUUUCGAAUUGUGGGAAACAAUAUUUAGAUGUGUUGUUGCGCUCAGCGAAAUGUAUUUUUUUUUCUUUCAUACACACGGGAAAAAAAAAAAGAAAAAAAAAAAAAAAAACAACUAUGAGUGGACUUUAGUGCCAAAAUUCUGACGGUACAUCCUGCCUACAGCUUCAGUGUAUUACUUGUGAAAUGAUUUGAUGAUUUGAUAACAUGGGUAUUUUAUUACGUAAGUGUUUUGUAUCCCUCAUAUUUAAGGAUAUAGAUUAAAAAAAAAAAAAAAAAGGAAAAAAAAACAAGCGGUUGUUAACUUGCUACUCUGUGGUCUUGUUGCCUGAACUGUUCACGUUUUUUGCUUUCUUUCUUUCUUUCUUUCUUUCUUUCUUUCUUUCUUUCUUUCUUUCUUUUCUUUUCUUUUUCUUUUUCUUUUUUUUUUAUGUAAAGAUGUAAAAAAGUGCCCAUGUGUCAUUCUCUCUUGUUCUUUCUCUGUAUCUAUCUCCUAACUCACACACAUGCACGUGCACAACCAUACACACACACACACGCGCACCCACAUGCACGCAUACACACACCUGCGCUAAAGGUUGACCUCACAGCCCUCUUUUCUUCGAUGGUGUGUGUAUGUGAGCCCCCUGAGCACGAGUCUCAGCAGCACACACGUCUACAUCUACACCCCCCCACCCCAACACACACACACACAAACACACACACACACACAAAUUGGCAUCGUAUCGCGAGCCCGAGUGGCCAGAAGAAAUCACAGGGGAGCUGUACAGAGGUGUCAGGCAUGUGUCGAUAGUACAUGUACAUCAAACUCUAGCUAUUUGUUUGUUACCCUAUUUGAUUUCUUUUUUCUUUAACCUGCAUUUGUUUUUCUACCGAACACCGUGACGAUAGAAAAGCGCCCAAAGAAGUGCAAGAUAUUUGAUAUUCACAUCACACUGUGUUUUUUUUUUUUAACACUAGGGAAAGAGCUACUUCUCAAGUCUCAUAAAGGAAGUGUGUGCGCUAAUCGGUUUCACGGAUCGCAUUCAUGCUAACGCAAGGGUCAUCGGCAUCCCGGAAAAAACACACACGACUUAUCAAGAGCAGAUUAAACCCCCCCAAGCAUUCGCCAACUAUACGUUUUUAAUUAUAUCAAAUCCAAAAGUGUAUUAGAGUCGGUGUGGUGUAAAAUCUCACUAUUAAAUUCGAAAAACGUUUUUUUCGUACUGUAUUUUUGCGUUUUUCUCGGCACGUUCAAACUCCACGAAGGUAUACAGUUGUCCUGAUGCUUGGAAUGCAAUGCUUGAAACAGGAUAUACUUUUUAAUCUCAGAAGCACAAACACAGCAGAAAUCUCCCAAAUCUGACACCAUGGUAGCAGUGAUAAUGCUAUCCAUCUGCUAUAUAUUUAUAUAUAUAUAUAUAUAUAUAUAUAUAUAUAUAUAUAUAUAUAUAUAUAUAUAUAUAUAUACACACAUAUAUGUGUGUGUGUGUGUAAUGUGUUCUGAGUUUAUCGGCACAUGCCUGUUCACCUCGCUUCUGCAUCUUCAGGUCUUAAAAGCACCCUGACGCCAAAGGACACCUCACCCCCUGUCCACAGUAUCGUAUUUACCCAUUGCACUUUUUUGUCGGAAAAAAAAAGUUUACACGUGUUGUAAAUGAACCGUGUAUAUAUAUAUAUGUAUAUACACAUACAAUCUUGUUUACAGACGUGGUUUACAGCCAGCUCCCCCCUAAAAACCCCUGUUUACUUCUUCACUAAAGCACUAUUUUCUACCCAAAUCCUGCCUUAACAUGACGCUCAGUAUUAGUGGGGUGGAAUAGGCUGCUGUCUGAGUGCUGCCAAGGUUAUUUGUGCGUUUGUGUGUCUGUCUGGUGUGUAUGUGUAUUUGUUGUUUCUGUAUGUGUGUGGUUUUUUUGUGUGUGUCCCAAUAAUUCACCUGACCAACAGUACCAGAACUGCCAAACACACAGAGCUGCAGGGAGGGACAUCCUCUGUGGGAUUCGACUGCAUGGUUAAGCGUUAUGCCGUCACCAUUAGCUGGUCGCACAAGCACAAAAAAAAUACACAUAUGCUGCACAUGUAGGUGGGAAUAAAAACGGUUAGCACAAUACUAGUAUUAUUAUGUCUCAACUUAUAUCCCAGUCAGCACCAGGAAGAGAAAUACAGUAUUCCCCCGUUUAUCGCGGUGGUUACGUUCCAAAAUAGAAACGAAAUAAUAGGAAUGCCACCCCAAAAAUGCUAUUUUAUGUAUACAGUACUGUACUGUAUUAACAUUUUACUUCAUUUAACAAUUAAUAAUUAUAUUUAUUAAUACAUUUAAUUAUUUCAAACACCAAUAAAACAAUUCCCUAUAAGUGUUUUGGUCUAUCGUGCUAUGUGCGAGAGACCGGGAAAAUCAGCAAACAAAUGAGUUAUGUGGCAAAUGCGAUUCUGCGAUAAACCGUAAACCGGGGGAUUACUGUAAAGAUGUACUGCCUUUUCAGUAUAUCCACAACACACUACCAGUCAAAGGCUUUUUAUCAGUAUAUAUAUAUAUAUAUAUAUAUAUAUAUAUAUAUAUAUAUAUAUAUAUAUAUAUAGUUUUUUGUCAGCGCUUUGUCAGAGUUCCAGUGAAUCCCAGAACGUUGAAUGUGAAGAGGCAAAUACAUCCUGGUUCUACAGACUAUGGUUCAUUAGAGCAAGACAAAAAAUUUCUCAUGGAUGACCUAUUACCUAGAUAUGUUAAUUAAAUGCUUUACGAGCAAAGAGAAAAAGAUUUGAAACUGAAUUUAUAUAAUAUUGGUACAAGAAUCUAUAUUCCAAUAUUUUUCUGAUAUUAAAAAAUAACAUUUAAAAACUUUUGACUGGCAGUGUGCUCAUAUAUAUAUAUAUAUAUCUAUCGUUUACAACUCAGAGGUGUGUAACACCAGUUUAUACCCUAAAGCACAACGUUCAAAGCGUUCUGGGUUGUUUUUGUUAUCGAAAUGUCCAAUGAUGUCCAAUGAUUUCAUUCUUCAUGCUACUAAGGGCUCAUCCUCAUCUUUAGAACCCCCUAAUUUUAGCUGAUUACUGGCACUGCCCUGGACAUGGUGGAAGGGAUUAAACCAAGGUGCUCUGUCCUGAAGUAUAUAUAUAUAUAUAUAUAUAUAUAUAUAUAUAUAUAUAUAUAUAUAUGAAUAUAAUGCUGCACUAUGAUGUGUCCAAAUGACAGUGGGUAAAUGCAACAAAUUCUGAUGUCUCCCAGUGUGUGUGUGUGUGUGUGUGUGUGUGUGUGUGUGUGUGUGUCUGCUUCGCCACUUCUAAAACAAACAGGGUAAGAUUUUGCGAUCUCGCUACGCACAUAAUCCCCAACACACUCCAUUUAUUUAACACACACACACACACACACACACACACAUAAAAUCACACACAUUAGAUGUUUAGUAAAGCACAAAGUUGUAAGGGUCUUUGCAGAUGUGCUUGCUGAGGCUCUUUACUCAGGGGUUUUCUUCACCACACACAUCUUCUCUUAAAUCUGUUUGUUCUUUCUGUUUUUUGCUUUUCUCUUAAGUGCUAUUUAACAACAGUGUAUUUUAUGAGAAAAAAAAGUGGAGUUUCUUUGCAUUUUUUGCUUAUGUCAAGUUUUUUGGACAAAAAAAAUAAUACUGUAUGUGUGUUGAUCUCUGAUGUGCCGUAUAAAAAAAAGCUUGUUGUCUGUAGAUUAAUAUCAUUUUUGUUUAAUUCUAAAAGGAUUUGAGUAGUUUUAAGUAUUGUCUUGAGAAAAGCCAAAGUCAAUGCAUUUCAGUGGAUUAUGUAAGCGUGGUACAUGUUUGUUUGACUCCAUGGAAUCUGUCAUUGGAUGGAAUUUAAAAAGUACACAAAAAAAAUGCGCAGGCUUUCCUAUUUCUAAAACUGAUUGUACUUAUGCCUUUUGUACCAGUGCAACUUUUUAUACUGGCAAUUAAAGAAAAAAAAAUACACAAAAAAAAAAAAAAAAAACAAUACUGAGAGUCUGUCUGAGCCGGCGUUGGGGGUCGGCCAGCGGCUGUUCCCGAGUUUUGAUUUCUAAGUUGGCAUCCAGGAUGGUUUAGUUUUAAUAUAAAGAUUUUCUAGAACUUUGGCUUGCUAUCUUUGACCUUUGACAUCUUGUUCUUCUUCACUUCAGCGUUUGGUUUCCUUUCUCUUUAUCUCUGCUUUCUUUUCUCUUCUUUUUUUUUUUUUUUUUGGAAAGAGGGUCGGGAGUUUUCCUUUUGGCUUACAAGUACCUAAAAACAAAAAAAAAACAACAAAAAAAAAUCAAGUUUGUCUUUUUCAAAGUGUCUUUACGAAGGCGGUAAGUUUCAUUUUGUUCAGUAUAUUGUGCAGUCUCCAUGAUAAGACGAUUUAGAUGAUUUAGAAGUAUUUAGUCCCCUUCAGUGGAUAAAUGUAUUAGUUUGACAAAGAGAUGAAAAAAAAAACAAGUAAUUUGAGGACUUUUUUGCUUUUAGCUGUUUAGAAUUUUUCUGGUUUCUCUGUCCUUUGCUGUUAACCUAACUGUGUAGCUGAAACAGUCGGACUUAUUUUUGUAAAUGUACGUUCUUGUGUGAUGCAGUUUUUUGCUUCUGUCUCCGAUAUUAAAUCAUUUUUCCUAAUA
Messenger RNA from Silurus meridionalis, 7976 nucleotides. It is a transcript of the gene celf2, whose product is annotated as cugbp, Elav-like family member 2. The record is from RefSeq and is a predicted model, not a curated record. Gene Ontology annotation, molecular function: mRNA 3'-UTR binding. Lineage: Eukaryota; Metazoa; Chordata; Actinopteri; Siluriformes; Siluridae. The transcript has 14 exons. Bases 225 to 1862 code for a protein of 545 amino acids. Gene Ontology annotation, biological process: regulation of alternative mRNA splicing, via spliceosome; mRNA splice site recognition. Gene Ontology annotation, cellular component: nucleus; ribonucleoprotein complex; cytoplasm.